CAGGAUUCACCAUAACUAAAAUUCGUAUAUGCAAAUUAACCCCGAACAAAAGGUCCCCACCGCCCGGCGAUUAAGAGGGAUUCCAGCCAAAACCGCUCGGCCGAUUUUCAAAAUUCCUUUUUCCCCUUCAUCCUCGAUCUUUGGUUCACCAUACUACGGUCUCCUUUUUCUCCUUUUCGCUUCCGUUCCUGAGAUAUUUACGGUUUUCUCCCGGGUUCGUUCGAAAUCCUCUCGAUCACGAUUAGUGCUCUCCGCGGUCUUUGUCCCGACUUUCUAAAGGUUCUUUCUCUCUCUUUUCUCUUGCUCUCUACAAAAGGUUUCAAAACUCCUUCCAACAGCAACCCUUCAAUUUGAACGGAGGCUUUUCAAAUUCGUUUCGCUUUCCACAAAGAAUCUACUGUGUGCCGAUAAUUUAGGUGAUUUGGAAUUGGAUGAUAAAUCUACGUGCACUGCUGGUUGGCAUUCCUUUUCGAACUCGAAGCGGUCGUCGACGGUCGGUGUCGUGUGCUACAGCUACAGCUACAGCUCCAGUAGUCAAUCGUGCUGGGUGCUCUCGACAGACCUCAGUAGCUACGUACGGUACGCACGCUGCUGCCCGUUUUUUGGUUUUGCGAUUGCUGCUGGCUGUUCCUGUUCUUCAUUGGCAUCAGAAUCGAUGGCAUGCGAAUACAAAUAAACGAUCGGAUUCGCUGACUUUUUGGUUCAACAAAUCAAAGAUCGUUUCAAGCAAUAAUUAUGACCCAGACGUGAUUCUUGACUGUGGAGAAAAGGACUAAAGUUAUAAAGAUUAGCUGUUGUCCGUAAAUUGUAUUUUGUUAAUUUGUUGUUGGAGUAAGAAUCAUUUCUGAUGCACGAAACUUUGGCUGUUUUCUAUCUUUCCAUUUCUUAAGUGCUUUGUUGCUGCAGUGUUUCAAAAGCUAAUUGUGACGAAGAUAUGAUAUGUGGACCUCAAAUGUAUAGAACUGCGUAAUAACUUUAUAACUCUUUGGGGUUUAGAAGAGGUGUUUGAUUCAGAAUAAACAGGGAGCUUUGAGGGUGGCCCGCAAUUAUGUCUAAAAACAGCAUCACAAGUGAACAAAGAUUGAACGAAGUGCUUUAAAAUGAACAUUACAGCUCUAAGAAUGACUUUAGAAAAUAUUUAAAAACGCCCCAUAAGUCGACGAGGGCUAAGAGUGUAUGAUUAGAAAACUUAAAAAUUUGAUUCUGACUAAAUAGGAGAACCUCUAGGAGUAACCCAUGAAAAUGUGCCAACGAGCAUAAGGAAUUGGUGGGACUGGCAGAAGCAUGUUGCUGUCAAGUUUAAAGUAGAAUUCAGAAUAAUUAACAAAGCUUUUAGAUAAGCCUGCAAGAUAUUUAAACGACCACCACGAUACACCGAGAGAUAAAAGAAGAUGGAAACUUUGAAAAUUGCAAUUAGAAUAAGCAGGAGAAUUAAAGAGGGUAACCCGUGAAAGUAUUUAAACGAGGACCCCAAUUAGAUCGUGGCUUACAAAAUGUAUUGAAGAACUUUUCUGCCUUGCCUCGAUAUUGCAACCGUUUAUGUAUCAAAUUGGUGUGUACAUUUUAAUAAACGGAAGAGUAGCUCCCAGUAAAUCCCGCUCUGCGGGCACCCUAUGGACCCCGGAAUGGAAUAGUAAGAUUAGCCUCUGAAAGUCAAGAGUGCUAUUAACCUCGAUUUCAAAGGGGUUCAGAUGGUGAUGAAAGCUAUGAUAUUGCUAAUUGGUAAUCAUA
Messenger RNA from Rhopilema esculentum, 1731 nucleotides. The record is from RefSeq and is a predicted model, not a curated record. Lineage: Eukaryota; Metazoa; Cnidaria; Scyphozoa; Rhizostomeae; Rhizostomatidae.